GCGACUGUUGUGAACUGGGAUUAGUUGAUGAUGGGGUACUUAUCGUGGUUUACCGGUAACGUAUGAAUGAAUUAUAUUUAAGUAGAACAUUUCCGUCGAAAGGCUUAAACUUUUAAAAGAAAAGGAAGAUGGAUAGUGUGGAGAAACUCUACAGAAAUUAUGAAGUAUUGGCCGAUGCCAAAGAAAAAAUUCUAGAGCAUGAAAAGGAAUACUUUGAGAUACUAGAUGCUGUAAAAGGUUCUACUAAUGAAAAACGUCUAGCUUCACAGUUCAUAACCCGCUUUUUUAAGAGCUUCCCACAUCUGGUGGAUAAAGCUAUUGAUGCUCAGUUAGACCUUUGUGAAGAUGACGAUGUAUCCAUACGAAAGCAGGCCAUAAAAGAGUUGCCCAGUUUUUGUAAGGAGAACAUAGAAUUUGUUCCAAAGAUUGCUGAUGUAUUAGCUCAACUGUUGCUAACAGAUGAGCCAUCUGAACUAACAGUGGUUCACGCAGCACUGAUGACUGUCUUCAGAAUCAGUGCCAAAGACACAUUGGGCGGGCUGUUUUCCCAGAUAUUCAACGGAGAAGAAGUUGUCCGAGAAAGAGCCAUUCGUUUCUUAAACAGCAAAACCAAGGCCUUGCCUUCAGACAUUAUGACAAAGGAGUUAGAAGAUUACAUACUUCAAGAAUGCCAAAAGAUAAUGCAAGAUGUAACAGGAGAAGAAUUUAUUACCCUGAUGAGUGUUUUAUCAGGACUUAAACUUUCAAAAACAAUACCUGGCCAGCAAACAUUAGUAGACAUGGCAGUUGAUAUGUUGGACAUAGACAAAGAGUUUGAGCACACUGAUUCUGAUAGUGUUGUGAGAGUCAUGCAGUGUAUUAGACAAGCCCUACCAUUUUUUAAUCCAUACGUCAGCUCAGGUCGAUUUGUUCAGUAUUUCUGUAAACAAGUGGUUCCAGUACUCGAAAGUAUUCCCACUAUAGAAGAAGGGACAGAUGUUAGUUUAGAGUUGUUGAAACUGUUAGCAGAUAUGGCUCCUUGUGCUAUAAAUUUGGAGAAUAAUCAAAAGUGUCUUGAAAUUGUCUUCAAUAAAUUACUGGAAUACGUACCUCCACCGCCAUCUAAUGAGAAUGUUGAAAAUUCCACUCCGUCUCAUGAACCAUCUCUGCAGCUGUCUCAUGUUGAAUGUCUUUUGUACACAUUUCAUCAGCUUUGUAAGCAUGAUCCUGAGUUUCUCUCCUCAGUUGAAAAUACAGAACGUCUCAGGGACUUCAAACUGAGAUUGCAGUAUCUGGCUCAGGGAAUUCAGGGAUACAUUAAAAAACUAAGAGCAGCAUUGCAAGGAAAGAAAGAAGAAGAACUAAAGACAGAUGAGAACAAGCUCAAAGUUGUAGCCUUGAAAACAACUUCAAACAUUAACACUCUUAUUAGAGAUCUCUUCCACAGUCCUCCAUCCUUCAAGAGUACAGUCACUUUGUCGUGGAAGGUACCAAGUAUUACAACAACUAAAAAUCUUGAAUCCAAUACUAGUGGCAAAAAAAGGCCAGAAAGAACACCCAUUAAUUUUGAUGAAAAUCCCAAACAAGCAAAGAAGGCAGCACCAGUAAAUAAAGGAGAACGGGAAAUGUAUGCUCCUCCUAGUGGAAAAUAUAGCACUAAAGUGAAAAACUUUCAAACACCAUUAGGAGGCCGAGGAGGAAGGGGUAGGGGCAUUUCUCGAGGUAGAGGAAGAGGCUAUCGAGACAAAUUUUAUUAACGUGUUUCAUGCAUUCCAAUAAUUACAUCAAAAGGUUUCAUAAAUUCUUUGUUGUGUUUGUAGCAGUAUCUUUAUGUGACAAGUCAAUGCAGAAUUUUAUUCUAUACAUUUCUGUGGCUGGAUCAUCUAUGUAAACCAUUAAACAGUAAUAUGGCUUCUAUUGGAA
Limulus polyphemus (Atlantic horseshoe crab) is the source of this 1902-nucleotide messenger RNA. Its product is annotated as apoptosis inhibitor 5-like. The record is from RefSeq and is a predicted model, not a curated record. NCBI's taxonomy places the organism in Eukaryota, Metazoa, Arthropoda, Merostomata, Xiphosura, Limulidae. The transcript is spliced from 13 exons. Gene Ontology annotation, molecular function: RNA binding. Gene Ontology annotation, biological process: negative regulation of apoptotic process. Bases 129 to 1736 code for a protein of 535 amino acids. Gene Ontology annotation, cellular component: nucleus.